UUUUUCUUUCACCUGGAUUAAUAAUUUAAGGAUAAUUAAUAAUUUUAUUUAAUUUUUUCUUCUGCAUUAAUAAUUUCAGAAUGAUUACUGGUUAAGAGAACUUUGAGGUACAUGAAUGUUGCAUACUACACCCCUAUAGACAGUUUCUUAUUUGUGAGCUAGACAUGCCUCAACAAAUGCCCGCUUCACCUUCUUUAGUAGCAUCGGUGUAUGAGUUGGAAGACUGAGAUGGGGAAGCUGUUUCCAGUGGAACCUAAUGUAUUUCCUUCCAGCUAAUCACCACUGGGCAUGGUGGUGUCCAGACAGCUCUGUUGUUAAACUGCGCUGGACUGUGGGGUUGAUGUGAAUAACUUGCUGUCAUAGAGGGACUGAUCUUAAAGCUUUAACUAGGGACUCUGCAAAUUCCUGGUGGACUUCACUUUAAAAAGAAUAUUUUAUGUCAGAUUUUUGCUCAUUGUAUUUUGAGAGAUUGUCAGACCAUUUACUCUGAUUUAUUCCAUUCUGUAUAGGUUCCUGUUCUACAUCUACCCUGAUGGUAUCAGAAUGUCUUCUGGACUUCUUGAUGAUAAAAAACAUUAGAAAACAAGACUAGCAUCUGUCAAAUGGGGUUCCCUCUCCAUUUCUCUCUCCACACCUUUCCUUUCAAGGGAGAAGAAGCAAAGAAUAGUAUGAAAAGUGCAAAAUGUUUCAAAUUCCUGUUCAAAACCUUGAUAAUGUAAGGAAGGCUCGAAAAAAGGUAAAGGACAUUCUUGUGGAUCUUGGGCUUGACAGCUGCAGGGAAUUGUUGAAGAAUCUUAAAAGUUUUGAUGCAGGUGAAAACUACUUUCGUAACACUUCAUGGAGUGAUGUCUCUCCUUGGGAGCCUGUGGGCAAAAGGAAGAGAUACAGAACAAAGCCAUACUGCUGUGGCUUAUGCAAGUUGUCAUUCAAAUUGCUUACUUCUUUCAAGAAUCACUUGCAUCGUUACCAUGAGGAUGAAAUGGACCAGGAGAUGGUGGUUUCUUGCCCAAAAUGUGCAUUUUCUUCUCAUCCCAAAGUAGUGGGAGAACACAUGUGGAUGUUCCAUUCGUUUAAUAAACAAAUACAGAACUAUACAGUCAGCAUUUUGGAUGGCAUGAAACAAUUUAGGAGUGACAUCAUAAAUUUCACUUGUCUAAAAUGUCAAUUCACAGACACCUUGUAUUACAAUAUGAAGAAACACGUGCUGAUAAACCAUUUUGAAAACUUGCUAAGUGCAUAUUUUGGUGAGAAAUGUGAUGAAAGUACGCCAAAUUCAGUUGAGUUCUACUGUAAAAAAUGUAAUGCUCCUGCAAACAGCCCAGAUUCUUUAAUGUACCAUGUCUUGACAGCUGAAACACACAGAGACCUGGAGAACAAACUUCGUUCUCUGAUUUCAGAACGUAUUAAGAAGCCUGGACUUGUGAAACAAAUGCAUAUUGCUCCAAAGCCUGUCCCAGGUGUAGCAGCAGCUGCCCCUGUAGCAGCAGCAUCUGCAGGGCCUGUCAUUGUCCCAGCAGGUUCUGUGACAGCUCCAGCUUGCAUCCAGGUUGCGUUUCCACAGAAUAAUCAAAACCAGAGCAUGGUGCACACACAAGCAGUUCAGAACACAAUUGGACCAGUGACUAUCCCAAGUGCCUCUGGCAGCCUCCCGAAAACCACCUAUGCUCCUGCUGCUACAUCUUCGCAGGUCACUCUUGUGCCCAGCAAUCCUCCUGUGGCUCAGAAUAACCUUGGUAUGCCUUCGCAGGCUGUCAUUGUUUCUCAUGGGCUCCAACUUAAUCAUUCUGUUGGGACCAUAAGUAGAGCUGUGGCCCCUGCGGUUCUUCCUCUUAAUCAGCCCGUCAGGCCUGGACUCUUUCCUGUUAAUCAAACUAUUGGAACUAUAAACACUCUGCUUCCAGCUGGAACGCUCCCUGCUACUCAACCUGUUGGCCCUGUGAGUCAAUCAGUUGCACCAGGAGUCCUCCCUGUGAAUCAGUCAGUUGCUCCAGGAAUUCUGUCUGUCAGCCAGCCACUUGGGAACAUGAACAGACCCAUCGAUCCCACGGUCCUUCCAGUGACGCAGACAGUUGGGUCGGGUCUUCUCCAGCUUAACCAGCCUCUUGCUCCUGGGGUGGUUCCUGUUAGACAGCCUGUUGGACCUGGAUUCCUUCAGCUUAAUCAACCUGUUUCCCCAGCAGUUAUCCCAGUAAAUCAACCAGUUCAGCCUCCGGUUUCUCAAAGCACAGCUUUUUUGACUGCAGGCUCUGUACUGAGGCAGUUGAUUCCCACUGGCAAGCAGGUUAAUGGGAUACCUACUUUCACACUGGCUCCCGUCUCUGUUACUUUGCCUGUUUCUCCCUGUGGUGGAGUAGCUACUGUGACACCUCCGCAAGUGCCCAUCCAGCUCAUGCAGACAGGAUCAGUGUCUCAGCUGUCCCAGUCACCAGCCAAUGCUCCCUCUCCUCCUGUGGUUCUGACCUCUGACAAUGUAUCCUUGCAGGCCUCCCCGCCUGCUCCUGAAACAAGCCAAGCUGUCAGACAGGCCAAGCAGUGGAAGACCUGCCCUGUUUGUAAUGAGCUUUUCCCCUCAAAUGUCUACGAGGUGCACAUGGAGGUGGCCCACAAACCACUUGAAGUAAAAGUAGAAACCCCAGAACCUCACAAACUUGCAGCUUGUGCAUCCUUUCUGAGGAUGACGGAAAAGGCGAUCGGGUGUUACGCUUGUAAAUGUUUUCUAUGUGAGGAAGAGCUCAUGAAGCAUAUCUUCAUGCAUGGCUUAUCUUGCUUGUUUUGCACAGGUACUUUCUAUGACUUAAAAAGCCUUGUGGAGCACAACAAAACUGCACACAAUGAGAGAAAGGAGUUGCAUGCAAGUUACAGCAACAGAGGAAUUCAGCUAGGUAGUGAUGCUCAGGGUGGCCUUGUGUUCCCACACUUUGAUUUCAACACAGUGCUACCAGAUGAAGACAUGGGUGAAAGAGAAGUGCAUUUGGCAGUGCUUGUUGGAAUAUAUUCAACAGUUCUUGUCCCUGUUUACAUCAAAGUGAAACCUCAGACAGCACAAGUGAACAGGAGAUGCACCAGAAAAAUGUUCACCUGUCCCUUUUGCUUAGGUACGUUUGCUGGUAGAGAAACCUAUGAAAAGCAUUUGAAAGAGAGGCAUCAUAUAAUGCCAACUGUGCAUACGAUUUUAAAGUCUCCCGCUUUCAAGUGCAUCCACUGUUGUGGUGUGUACACUGGAAAUAUGACUCUGACAGCUAUUGCUAUACAUUUGCUCCGUUGUAGAAGUGCUCCCAAAGACACCAACUCGAGCCUGAAGAUGCAGCUUGAGCGCACUGAGAGGAAAGAACUGCUGUUUGUGAAUGGUGAGAAGAAUCUUUCUGUGGUACUGAAAAGAAAGCAAUCAGAUUCCUGCUUUGUUUUAGAAGACCAAAGGAAUAAGGAACAGCAGCCUCUGAGCUUAAGUAAUGGCAUAGCUCUGUCUGCAGAGAACAAAGUGAAUUCAGGGGUAGUGCCUUUUAAACGACAAAAGAUUAGGACUGAGAUGAGGAAGCUUCCUUCUAGUGAGGAUCUCCGCUUUCUAGCAGUAGAUCCUAAUCAGUAUGAUCACAAUUCAUAUGAGGCACAGAAACAGUUUUUGUCAGACUACUUUCACAAGAGGCCAUAUCCUUCUAAAAAAGAGCUGGAAUUACUUUCCUUGCUGCUAUAUGCAUGGAAAAUUGAUGUUGCAUCAUUCUUCGGAAAAAUGAGGAAUACAUGCUUAAAGGCGGUAAAACAUCACAAACCAUCUGUGCUGAUGGGUUUCAGUAUGUCUGAACUAAAAAACAUUAAGCACAGUUUGAAUUUAAAAGAUGGACCAUUGGAUAUGUAGCCCAGAUUUUUAUAACAGCUAAAAGCAAUCCAGAAUUGCAUACUUAAAAUUUAGCAGUUUAUUAUAUUGUUUGUUUUAACUUGCAGACUGGCCUGUUGAAGGGUGCAGUAAUACAAAAAGUAUCGUUCACUUGUGGCUGUUAUUGUGAAAGGCACACGUAGUUGUGUAUUUUAAAAGCUAAAACCUUCAGACUUAAACAUCUGGAAUUUGUUUUAGCUUUUUACCUUCCCUGGGGGUAGUGUUGUGGGGGGGGGUUUUGUUUGUUUGUAUUUGUUUUUUGUUUGUUUGUUAUUUGUUUUGCUUUGUGGUUUUUGUUGUGUUUUGUUCCACUUAUUCUUCCCCUCCAGGCUCCUAUUACAUUUUUUAUACCACCGUGUAAAACCCUUGUUCUUGUUAAAAUCAAAUUUUAUUUUUCUGCAGUGUCAUUUUUUCUAAAUAAAAUGUGUAAUGUGGGUUAAAAUAGCAAGUUAAACUAUGUGAAAAAUAUUGAUUUGAUUAUUUGUAAUUUCCUGAUAUUUUUUACCUGUUUUUGGUUUAUCUGCUGAAGAAGUGAUUGUGACCAUUACAUUAAUUGUCCUUUCAAAUUCCCAGGGAACUGGUAGCUGUGAAAUACAUGACAUUGUGUUUUUUUCCUUGGUCAGAAUACCUGUGCCAGUUAAGUCUGGUGAUCUGUGGCUCCUGCUGAGUAUUAACAUGAGGGGCUUUUGGGUGCUCAUUGAAAUGUUACAGUGAACAGACUUGAAAUGGUUGUGUUAUCUGUUAAAUAGAUCUUGCUAACCAGAAGUGUUUAUCCUUUUCAUUUGGUGUUGAAGCCUGGUUGUUUACCUAUUGUUCAAAGCAGCAUUGAUUUUAUUUUCUUUUUCAAAAAACAAAGCUACUUUGGAGAGUGUCACAUUGCUUUGAUACAUGGAGUAUAUGACCUCUCUGCAUGUCACUUAUGUGUAGAAGCCCUAUCCAAAUAUCACCCAAACUUGGUGAAAAAUCUGACAUUUUAAAUUGCUGUUUUAUGAGGUAGUAACUGAGUAGAGCCUACUCCCCAGCAAAUUAGAUCCCUGGCGUGAAGUCCCUUGGGUCAGAAAUGGUACAAACUGAACCUGGAUGAAUCGGUAGCAUCAAGACUUUCAACUAUUGGUACUUGAGCCCAUGAUAUUCAUGUAGUGAUUGAUUCUUGUUGGCCUAUAGAGAGCAUCACACCCAAACAGACUUAACUUCAGUAUGGACUAACAUCUCUGUUGCAGAAUAAAGAAGAGCUGUUGGGAAGGUUCAUUUGAGUUGAAGCGCACAAACUGGUGGCCACAUCGAGGCCUUGUGUGUGUCCUUUCUGGAUAUGCUUGUUUUCAUCUGGCUUGUCAAAGAGUGUCUCCAAUACCAACAGCCAGUUACAUAAUAAAUAAUCUGUAAGAUG
Lonchura striata (white-rumped munia) is the source of this 5258-nucleotide messenger RNA. The record is from RefSeq and is a predicted model, not a curated record. Lineage: Eukaryota; Metazoa; Chordata; Aves; Passeriformes; Estrildidae.